GAUCAUGACUGGCCUAAAGCGAGUUAGCGUUGUAUGAGUUGACUUGUAUAUUUCUGCACCAGUCCAAACGUUAAGUGUAUGACUGAAAAUGCAUAGUCCUUUUUUCUUUAGAAGGUCACCCCACCACCCCACUGGAAGGGUAUAGCCUAGUUCAUAUGCGCUUGCGCAAUGUAUCCAUAUUGCGCAUGUUGACGUUUGACGCAGGUUGCCUUUAUGUUGUCCGCUAACUAGUUAUGCCUUUCACACUAACAAAGCUAUUUCUCAUAAAGAAAUGUGGUCAAAAAUGCACUUUUUAUUCUGUAGUUUUAAAAAAUAAAUAUAGCAAAAGUGAAACCAAAGGCCUUAAUAUGGAGAGGUAUAGUUGGUCAAUACUAGGACGUAUGCAUGCAUAUGUAAAUUAGCACCUGAUCAGAAUAAAAACAUACACUUAAUCAAAAUUAAAACAAACAAAAAAAAAAAAAAGUCAAAAACCACAAUACAAUUAAAAUACAUUGGAAAUAACAAAAUCUUCUCCAGAAGCUAGAGGGGCUCCAAGUGUUGGGUCAUUGGGUGCAAAUGAGAGGGCCCCUGUCACUGCUUUAUAAGAUAACUGUUAUCUGUUCAUGCAGAAGAAUUACACACACAAAAUGAACAACUGUGGCUUGUCAGUGGAACAUUUGUGAUGGCCAAAUGACAGUGUUAUAACCUCAGUGACUCAACACAUUUGUGUCUGAGCUAGAAGCAUUUUUAAAAGGUCAAAAAAAUUUUGGUAGGGAGUGAAGCUUGACCAACUCUGAAAAGAUGAUUUUCAGUUUGAUCUUUAGCAUCUUUCAUCUGAUUACCAUGACUACUGGACUUACCAUAGCAGCUCAUCCAUGUCGCUAUACUGACCAUCCAACAGAAGGUGUCAUUGUAAACUGCAACUUCACUAAACUCCCCUCUCUCCCUUACCUGCCCCGGAACAUCACAGAACUUCACCUGUCCAACACUGGCCUGUCCACAGUGCCUCCUGGCCUCUUUGACAAACUGGUUGGACUGAAAAAACUCUCCAUAAUUGGGAAUCCUUUUCAUUGCGACUGCAGGAUUCAAUACCUGAGAAACUGGUUGUUGAAAAACCGAGAUAUAUUUACAAUGGAGCCUACCUGUGCUAGUCCUGGUGUUGUGACCCAGAAAAACAUCUGUGAAUUGAGUGAUGAUUUCUUCUCGUCCUGUUCCAAACCAAGCUGCACAAAUGGAAUAUAUCUUGUUCUGAACUGGGUGAUUCUUUUGUGUGUGAUUGCCUUAAUGGUUUACACACUGAGACUGGCUAAAGAAUCCACUAUAACAUUGUACAUAGAUGAGAGACACGCACUAUUCGAAGCUCAUUCUCUCCGUUCUCAAAAGCCCAAACACAGAAGGAAGUGGAGUUUUCCGAAUAAGCAGGAGCCACUGGAGAGGCCACUUUUGAACAUGGAGUUGCUGCCCCAAGUCCUGGACACACUACAUAAGAAACACAACAUUAAGAUAAAAGACACAUAAAUUCUUGGAUUGGACUGGCUCUCAAACUGUGACACAUUUCUGGUAUUACAAGGUUACUUACUACUACCCAGGUCAGGGUUCAAUUGCAGGCCAAGUCUCCUUAUGCAGCAGUUGUACAUCUGGUUUAGUCCAGCUUAACAUGAAAUAACUGCAUAAAACAGAUUGCAGAUUUCUUGACCUGAUUUAUGGUUAAUAUCUCUGUAAUGACUGAGUCUAACAAUGUGAAACAAAAACUGGGACAAAAUACAAUUUGUUGUCAGUAUAAAUAAAUGAAAGCAUUGUUUUCUUUUCACAAUA
Boleophthalmus pectinirostris (great blue-spotted mudskipper) is the source of this 1794-nucleotide messenger RNA. RefSeq names its product glycoprotein IX (platelet) (gene gp9). Bases 781 to 1497 code for a protein of 238 amino acids. The transcript is spliced from 2 exons. Lineage: Eukaryota; Metazoa; Chordata; Actinopteri; Gobiiformes; Gobiidae. The record is from RefSeq and is a predicted model, not a curated record.